Messenger RNA from Penicillium diatomitis, 609 nucleotides. RefSeq lists its product as uncharacterized. Bases 1 to 609 code for a protein of 202 amino acids. The transcript has a single exon. NCBI's taxonomy places the organism in Eukaryota, Fungi, Ascomycota, Eurotiomycetes, Eurotiales, Aspergillaceae. The record is from RefSeq and is a predicted model, not a curated record.
AUGCAGUACAAGACUUUCUCAUCUCUCAUCUUCGCCACAGCUGCCCUGGCCGCCCCAGCUUCUAGCGCAGAUAAUACAGACGGACUGGGCGCUCUCACAACAGGUCUGCCUCCCAGCAGUGUCAUUGCUGUCCUGGUGACCGCCAUCCCAACCACAUGGCUCAACGAGUACGAGACCGAUUCUGCGUUCCAGUCUUCGGUCCUGAACGCCUAUGAGCACGGUAGCUAUCCAGCCUGGGCCAGCAGCUUGCCUGCCGAUGUGAUCUCGUGGGCAUCCUCAGAAGGAAUCACCGGCCUGACUCCUCUCGCGACCAACGCCGCUUCGACAUCAGGCGGCUCCAUGAGUGGCAGCUUGGGCGGCGCCUCUUCCACCUCGGCGUCUACGGGCGUCAGUCCUAAGUCGACCUCGCCCUCCAUGACGGCCACUUCUACCGCAGUGCAGACCGGCGCAUCUUCUACCGCUUCUGGUAGUUUGAAGACAUCUUCUGGAUCUUCGACCUCGACUGCUUCUUCCUCGACCUCGACCGGUGGCGCUCCCGCGGCCACCGGUGGCAUUGCCAUGAGUCUGGCUGGUGCUGCUGGUGCUCUGGGUCUUGCUCUCGCUCUCUGA